This is a messenger RNA of Mobula hypostoma (lesser devil ray), 1684 nucleotides long. Its product is annotated as chemokine-like protein TAFA-1. The transcript has 4 exons. The coding region runs from base 143 to 565 and encodes 140 amino acids. Gene Ontology annotation, molecular function: receptor ligand activity. Lineage: Eukaryota; Metazoa; Chordata; Chondrichthyes; Myliobatiformes; Myliobatidae. Gene Ontology annotation, biological process: regulation of neuroblast proliferation; neuroblast differentiation. The record is from RefSeq and is a predicted model, not a curated record.
AGCGGGAUUGUACUCGGGGUUGCUCUGGGUGCUUAGCUCGGACUGAUCUGCGAGGGGUGUCAUUUACAGCUUCUAAACAGAAAGCAUGUGGUUUGUUGGAUGAUGCGGUUUCCCAGGGCUGAAGGCGGUGUAAGUUUAUUUAAUGCUUCCUGCUUCACAGAGAGUCGCGAUGAUAUCUAGAAUGUCUGUGCUUCUCUACAUCUGGAUGGCAGCCUGCGCCUUGGUGUUCGGUCACGGAGCUCUUCCGCCAACACUUGAGCAACUUUAUCUGCACCGGCCAGAUGGAGGAACAUGUGAAGUAAUAGCUGCACACAGAUGCUGCAACAAGAAUCGCAUUGAAGAACGAUCGCAGACUGUAAAAUGCUCCUGUCUGCCUGGGAAAGUGGCUGGGACAACUAGAGCCAGACCAUCUUGUGUUGAUGCUUCCAUUGUUAUUGGGAAGUGGUGGUGUGAGAUGGACCCUUGUGUAGAAGGAGAGGAAUGCAAAACAUUACCAGAUAAUUCAGGAUGGAUGUGUGCUUCUGGUAAUAGGGUCAAGACCACAAAGAUCCAUCCAAGAACCUAAAAUCUGGACUCCACACUAUGCUGAAAGAUCCUCGAUGGAAGACAGCCAUUAUGAAGGACAGUAAGUUGAAUCACUGAAGUCACAUCAGAACUUACUAUGUAAAAGUGAAGUACUACCAGAAGCAUUCCUGGGCCACCUGACCUGAACUCGGUACUUGCACAAUGACUGCUCUUCAUUCUUACUGAUGAUGGUGCAUAGACAAUGUAAAACUCUAUCUUUAUUCAGUGAGUUACAACAACAUCAAAUACGCAACGAUCUUGGGUGUUGACCUUUUACACUGGAAUUCUUCAACAUGAUGCAACUUUUACAUCCUUCGUUGACGCUUUCCCUUUGAUCUGGCACUGUCCGCCCAAAGAAGCAUGGAGUUAAGACAGCUCCUAUCGUCAGCGGGUAUACAUUGCCGACUGAAUAUAUUAAAUUCUAUUUCAGAAGAGAUAUUACAGAUAAACAGCCUGAAAUAGGAAAGAGCCUGAUUUAUUUCCAGAGAACAUGCGGUCCAAUUCUGCAAUCAAUUACAGCCAUUUCUAUAACUCCCAUAUGGUUCCAUCAAGCAUUAAUAGCACGCUGGCUUUGCUCAAUAUACUCUGUCUGACCAGAGGACAAUGAUAUGAAAAACUGCACAAAAUUCACACAUAACCUUCACAUGGAAUGUUAAAAAGAACUUGUUCCAGCCUUUCCAGAUGUAAAGCAGCAAGGUUAUAACCAUAAGAUACUGAUGUGCAGUGACAGUACCAGUUACUUUGCGUGGUCAUUGUAAUACAUGGGUUUCUCUCUUUGUAUUCAAGAGAGCUGUACAUACGUGAUUACUUUGUAUUAUUAGUAUGGUCUACAGUAAAUUAAACUGUUUACUCUUAUGGUGGUUGCUCAUUUUUAUUAGCAGAUCAAAAAAGUAAUUACCUUAAACUUGAAGCUUGCAGGAAGCUUGACUGUGCAAUAAGUGAUGCACUGUUCACUGAAUCACAUCAGAGAGAGUCAACCUACAUCAAAGUAACUUAAAGCUGAUUGAAAUGAUUGAACUGGGAACAUCUGAUGGUGCUUCAUUCACCCAAUGCAUUUACCGGAGCUAUUUUGCUUACUAGAAAGAUGAUGUCCUGUGUGACAUUUGUAUUGUAAAACAUC